AUGCUCCGACGGCCCGCCACAACGCUCAGCAUCACGGCCGAGGACGUGGCCGCCAGCGGCGGUGGUGCCGCGGCGAGGGCCGGCGGCGGGAGCUGGGGGCCCGGGGUGGACGACACGCAGAUGAUGGAGGCGACGGAGGAGGAGGUUUUCGCGGCGCAUCAGAGGGAGCAGGCGAGGCAGGUGCAGGAGCAGCAGGCGCAGAGGAGUCGGGAUGAGAGGAUUGGGGUGUCGAGACGGGGACGGGGGAGGUGA
Molecule: messenger RNA, 252 nt
Organism: Parascedosporium putredinis
Lineage: Eukaryota; Fungi; Ascomycota; Sordariomycetes; Microascales; Microascaceae
Source: the annotation of a GenBank genome assembly